AUGCCCCAAAGGCCGUACAUUAUCCAGAUAAAUGAUGGUCCAGGGCCCAAGCCAAAGAAUGACUUGUGUCUUCAUUCGCUCAAUGUAGAGAAGGGAAGUCAAAGGUUCCCUGAGAGGGAUGGAGUUACUCCUCCUCAAGCCUUAUCAUGGAGGAACAAUCUUACAGCGCUGUCACAAAGGCGAAAUCUGCUUUUCGUAGCAUACAGCCAUCAGAUCUAUGUGUGGGAGCCGGCUGGUCCGCGACAGGUCCUCGGCAGAAAGCCAGUCAUGAUCAUAACGCCUGUGAUGAGAGUGCCCGACGCAGAAGGAUAUAUUUCCAGGAGAUGCCCACACGGAAUCAACAAUAUCCUCGUUGAUGACCUCGGCCGAGACGAAAUCUUACUUCUAGCUACGGACUCUGGAAACGUUUGUGGCUACCACGUCGAAAACGUAUUUUCGUACAUUGAAUCUGCCAGAUUACGCGGCGAGAAAGACACAAUAUUGGAUCCCCGAAUAGACCCGUUCUUCUGUGAGAAUGUUGGUUUGAGCGCAUGGGGCCUGGCCGUCCACAAAUUUGCGCGGUUGAUAGCUGUCAGCGCGAAUACUGGAACAAUUACUGUGUUCGCGUUUGCGCUUGCAGAGACGGAUGCUGAACUUGAUGCUGAUUCAGGAGGUUUCUGGGCAGAUUUUCCAGUGAGCUUUGAGCAGAACUGGAUGCAUAUCAGAUAUGUAUGGGAGUUUGCGGCAUUACACGAAUUAUAUCUCGCGAACCUUCAUCGCUCACGGAACGUGAAAAUAUCAUUUCAGGGACAUGACACGAAUAUCCCCUCGGUGUCGUUCCUCAGUAGCGAUCUUGAUCCUGACGGAAUGUGGAUGGUCAGCACGGAUAUCGAGAACAAAGUGUUCAUUUGGGCAAUUUGGGACCAUUUACACGCAGUUAGAGUGCUUGGUUUUGGAGAUGGUGCUCCAUCGCCAGGUAUACUGCGAGACGACGAACGUGGAUGGAGUGUACUAGCCCUAGAUCCGCGAAGCUUUCGUAUGCAUCAAUCAUAUUUUGAGGCAUGUGGUGGCAAGGUUCUCCUUCGAUCCUCUCAGCCCAGUAAUGCUGUUUUGGAUGUUACGAAUCUUACCCAAGAGAUCCCGGAUGCAUCCUCUGUGUUCAAUUCUGUCAUUCUUACUGGUGAUGAUAGCCCUGAGGAGCCAGUACUUCCGAAUAUUUUCGACAGACAUUCCCGGAUCAGGUCAGACAGUUCUUCAACCAAUAGUAAAGAAAGUUUAUCGCCAACCACUUCUGUCAUGGAGCAAUCUAGUGACAUCAAGGAGCUCUCGGAUUCAAUUACCCAAAACCAGAGCACGACAGAGAAUACUGCUUCGCAUUCUCCGCGACAAGGCGAGUGGCAUCCUGCCAAUGAGCAUAUCGCAUCUUUCCUGCGUUCGAUUAUGGAUGGGACAUUACCUCAAGAUUACACCAACGAUGAGGAUGACAAUAUGACCUCAUCUGAUAGCGACAGUGAGAAUAGUUUAGAUGAAGGGGAUAUAGACAUCGGCCUAGAAACAACUUCUCAAAACACCUUGAACCCACGCGAUCCGAACGACUUACGUCCGUUACUCAACUUGGACUUUAUCGACACGGACGUGUCUCCACGCAACCCGUAUGCUUCCUCCAAACACAUAUGCUCGGAAUUUCCAAUCCUGCACUUUUCCGAAACAGACAUUCGUCUUUUAGAAGGUCCGUUUGUGGACCAUCCUUCUGUCGUAUCCGGUGGGCCUCUGCGACAACAGCUCCCUCCCACGUUCUGGUCCCUGGAGUCAUAUGACAGGUUCAAUAUGGUGAAGUACCUGCCCGAAGCUGGCAUUGUUAUUGCUGCGACUCAAAAGGGCCGGGCAGCGGUUAUCACGCUGACACAGGUUGCCAACCGGAAUUAUGCGCUUCGCAUCAACUGGAUGAUCCCUUUCGCUUCUCAAGAACAACGCGCUGAACGUCCUCUGGCAGGACUAUUGGGUCUGGCUGUUAGUCCGAUGCAAGGUUUUGAGAGACAGCCAGAUGUAGUCCACGUGCCGCGCGGUGUUACCAGUCAUGAUAAUUUUUCAUUUCAUUAUCGAGCACACGAAUCUGAGUCCAGUAAUGCUGACCAGAACUGGGAAUGGCAGUAUGACAGCGAAACAGACUCAAACGAGAGUGGUGAAGACAGCUCCUCUUCGUCUGAAUCUGCCCAAGAACUCACAUUUGCCGAGAGCCAUGGCACAGCGAACUGGAACCAUAUGCCUCGGGAAUCAUGGCACGGCGUCAUGCCAUCUCGGCACUAUCGUGUUAUGCUCACAUAUGCUGACCACACGGUUAUGAGCUAUGAAUUUUGGUACGAUUGGGCUGAUAUUGCCGUCGGUGACUCAUCCAUCGCCUGUGAGGAGGAAGAGGAAGAGCAAGAGCAAGAUUACGAACAAAUGCUAGGAGGGCGACUUGAAAGUAAUCGCCAAGACCAUCUCUUAUUAUAA
Talaromyces marneffei is the source of this 2472-nucleotide messenger RNA. RefSeq lists its product as uncharacterized. The record is from RefSeq and is a predicted model, not a curated record. Bases 1 to 2472 code for a protein of 823 amino acids. Lineage: Eukaryota; Fungi; Ascomycota; Eurotiomycetes; Eurotiales; Trichocomaceae. The transcript is spliced from 4 exons. Gene Ontology annotation, molecular function: protein binding.